Molecule: messenger RNA, 2460 nt
Organism: Microtus ochrogaster (prairie vole)
Lineage: Eukaryota; Metazoa; Chordata; Mammalia; Rodentia; Cricetidae
Gene: Slc35d4
Product: solute carrier family 35 member D4
Source: RefSeq, a predicted model, not a curated record
UCUUUGGUGGUAACGUGCUUACUUUCUUUUUCACCAUUUUCUACCACCGGCAGCUAGAGAGGUCUCGCCUUUCAGAGGACCCGGGGCCGGAGGCGAAGCUGAGGUGUCCUAGCAGGAGCGGCCCCUUUAAGGAGGCAGCGCCCGGGCGAGCUGCUCGCUGAUUGGCGGAGCGGAGCCUCGUGGCAGGGCGGCAGAGACCGAGGCGGCUGGGUGGGUUCCGGCCGGUGGGCGCAGCCUCUCCCGGGGAGCCGAGCGAGUUGACAGAUGAUCGGGAGGCGCUCCCUGCUCGGCGUCACCUUUUGCACCUGCUACCUGGCUUCUCACCUCACGAACAAGUAUGUCCUGUCGGUCCUGAAAUUCACCUAUCCUACAUUAUUCCAAGGGUGGCAGACACUCAUCGGUGGACUUUUGCUUCAUUUGUCGUGGAAACUGGGUUGUGUGGAGCUCAACAGCAGUUUAAGAUCUAAUGUUUUGGCAUGGCUUCCUGCUUCAGUGCUGUCAGUGGGUAUAAUCUAUGCAGGGUCCAGAGCUUUGUCCAGACUGGCUGUUCCUGUGUUUUUCAUUUUGCAUAAUGUAGCUGAAGUUCUCAUCUGCGGGUACCAGAAGUGUGUCUGGAAAGAGAAAACAUCGCCCACAAAGAUCUGUAGUGCCCUCUUCCUUGUGGCUGCUGCAGGGUGCCUUCCCUUCCAGGACGCACAGUUUGAUGCAGAUGGAUAUUCUUGGGCUGUCGUUCACUUAUUUUGUGUAGGGGCUUACAGAAUACUUCGGAAAUCCCAGAAGCCCAGCGUGUUAAGUGAUAUUGACCAGCAGUACUUGAACUAUAUAUUCAGUGUGGCUCUCCUGGCAGUGGCAUCUCAUCCCACAGGUGACCUCUUCAGUGCUGUGGACUUUCCGUUCCUGUCUUUCUACAGAUUCCACGGCAGCUGCUGUGCCAGCGGAGUUUUAGGAUUCUUUCUCAUGCUAAGCACAGUAAAGCUGAAAAGCGUUCUGGCCCCAGGGCAGUGCGCAGCCUGGAUUUUCUUUGCUAAGGUCAUCACAGCUGGCUUGUCACUCUUGCUGUUUGAUGUGGUCCUGACCAGUGCAACUGUGGGCUGCUUCCUGCUUGGUGGACUUGGCGAGGCCCUGCUGGUUUUCUCAGAGCGGAGAAGUUCCUGAUGCAGAUGGUCAAGGAAAGGAAACACUCAUCUACUGCAGAAGAACACAGCACUCGGGCCUCCCUCUUAAGGAACAUAGAAAGAACUCAGAGAGUGCAACCAGGCUGAACUCGGUGUUUGCUGAUGACUCAAACACCCCACUUUCUCAUUACUGAAGGGAGGAUUUCACAGGGGACUCUGCACCGCUGCAGAGAAAGGACCCAUCUUACAUCUUCUCAUGCAGGACCCAGUUCUGCAGAAUCAGGAGGCAGGGGAUCUUAAUGGGAUGGCCGUGUCGUCUGGAUGGACCACAGCCUCUGGACAUCAGGACUUCCACCAAACUCUGUCCUGUAUUUGAGGUUACAGUCCCAUGGAGUCUUAUUGCAUUUUCUUUGUGGUGUUUUGUGUCUUUCCAUUUUGGAGUCUCUUUCCCCCUUGAUUUUUUUCUGGUUUACCUGGAGCCCAUGCCCACCCACAGAAAACAAGGCAUGAAUGCUCCUGAGAGUCAUGUAGAGCAGGGCUGGGGGCUGAGCAGCGCUCUGGACCAAGUAAGAUACCAAGAAAGAUCUUUAGACGGUGUUGUGAGUGGAGGGCUUUUGUGGUUGAUGCAGAUUUACUUCUGGUUUCUAAAUUUCUUUUGGUUCUUGUGAAUUUGUCAGAAUGUGGUGAGUUCUGUAGAAUCUGUUAGGUUAGGCUGGUGAUUAAAUCAAUUAUCUGAAGCCUUCUGAGUCCUGGGUGGCCCAGGUGGGUCUCCAAUGUCUUACCUGCUCUGUCUUCUGAGGGCUGAGACUAUUAAGCAUGCAUUCCUAUGCCUAGGUUUUGUUCCUUCGUAUCACAGAUGAGCUCUCAAGGCAUCGACCACUGGAUUUUAUCUCUCACACCAGAUUAAUGAUUGGGGUCAAGUCCCGCACCUUACUGCUGAGGAGAAGCUGUUUUACACAAAGUAGUCACUUGACUCUGAAUCCACUAAGGCUUAAGAAAAUAAUGCUUCAAUCUAGAUAUUUCUUCUCACUGAUUUUAGAAAUACUUUUUUAGAGGAUCAAUAAAAUUGUCAUUUAUUAGUUUUUUACAGUGUUCUCAAACUUUAGUGUACAACAGAAUCAUCCAGAAGAUUUAUUAAAACUUACAUUGCUGACAUUGAUUCCAAGUUUUGGUUCUGACCAGGUUUGGUGGCACACACACCUUUAGUACCAGCUGUUGAGAAGCAGAGGCAGGAGGAUUUCUGUGAAUUUGCGGUCAGUCUUGUCUACACAGAAAAUUCCAGGCUGGGCAAGGCUAUAAAAUGAGACCUUGUUUAAAAUGAAACAAAACCAGGUUUCUGAUUCUG